Messenger RNA from Drosophila guanche, 3565 nucleotides. RefSeq names its product protein eva-1 homolog C-like. Gene Ontology annotation, molecular function: carbohydrate binding. NCBI's taxonomy places the organism in Eukaryota, Metazoa, Arthropoda, Insecta, Diptera, Drosophilidae. Bases 606 to 2945 code for a protein of 779 amino acids. The record is from RefSeq and is a predicted model, not a curated record. The transcript is spliced from 12 exons.
ACACUCUGUCGGGCCCAGUGGAUACGUUAACAUCGCAGCCGCGGAGUCGAGUCGAGUUGAGUAGGAAAACUGACGGCAGAAUUGCUCGCUUGUGUGUUCGGGGUCGACUCUCAAUCCCCCAGCGUUCGGUCGACUUAGAAAAAACGACCACCACAAAAAAGUAAUGAUAUUACAAAAAUGAAAAGCAAAAAGCGAAAAUAAGGCAAAAAAGACGACGAACAAACCGUUCACGACUUCCGACCAGUGCAACAUAAUCGUCCGCGUACAUACACAUACGAGAAGAACUGUACACAGUUUAUGUUUGGAAUUCAUUUGCUACUGAGGUCCUCUCGGUAGCGACUGUGGUCGACUAGAGAAUGGACAUGAGCAGGGGCAUCGGCAGCUUCUAUCAUAUCGCACUCGACGCUAGGCCGCCGACGAUGGCCAUAAAUAUGAGAGUUCAAAAUACACACAUAAAUGGCCAAAUCUGAGGAGGCACAAUAAAAGCGGCCAUAAAGAACAUUAAAUCAGCAGCAGACGCUAACCAGCGAUAGCGUUUGCCCAUACAUACGUCGAGCUCGAGGCGCCGACAGCAGCAACAACAGGGGCAGCAGCAACUGUGGCCAAUGGCAAUGGCAGCAUCACCAGCACCAGCACCAGCCCCAGCCUCAACCCCCCCACCGCAGAUCGAGCAGGACCGCUCCGGUCCUCCCCGAUGGCGGCACGUGCAUUGGGUCUGCUCCUGGCAGUGCUCCUGGAACCAUGUUUGUAGUAGGACAGCCCUGCUCCUGGCUGCUGUGUGCCUGCUGACGCGGCCCGUCAUGCCGGAAGUUAUUUAUCGAGUUGAUCCUUUGGCUCUCCUGGCCGCCACCUUGAGAACGUAUCAACGAGCAGGAUGCGACUCCGAGCAGCUGUCACUCAGUUGUCCUCGCGGCACCAGCAUUUCCAUUGAACUGGCUCAGUACGGACGGGCGGGUGAUUUAACCGACCACAGCCUGUGUCCACCCGUUUCGCAAGAGGACCUCACCACGACCGGAAGUGCCAGCGAUGCUGAAAUCCACAGUGGAACAGAAAUCGAAGUCAAACCGCCGGAAACAUGUACCGUAAGCGGAUUACAGUACGCCCUCCUGCAGACGGUGGUAGAUGCCUGCCAGAAGAAACGGCACUGCAAGUUUGCCGCGAAUUCCAAAACGCACUCUAGUGGAGAUCCCUGCUCGGGCAUUCGGAAAUUCGUCGAGAUUGCCUACAAAUGUCGUCCAUACGAAUUCCGAAGCAAGGUGGCCUGCGAGAACGACAAUAUGCCGCUUGUGUGCAAUCCCUACUCUCGCAUUGCCAUAUACAGCGCCUCCUUCGGCCACACAGAACGAGAGAGCGUACAGUGUGGGGGACAGGGCGCCGGAGUCAGCACUGGUACCAGCGAAGACAACGGCAGGCCGACCUGCCUGGUGUCGUACGCCACGGAGACAGUGAUGCAGAUCUGCCAUGGGCGGCGACGCUGCUCGGUAACCGCAGAUGCUGGCACAUUCGGUCGUCCGUGCAAGGCCGAUGUGCGAAUGUACCUAAAAGUUGUGUACACAUGCAUUCCACGCAAAGUGCUGAAGGAUCGCUACGAGACAGCGCCGGAGGGCGACGAGCCACAGCAGUCUGAGCUCGACAUGGACCAAGAUGAGCUCUAUGACGAAGACCAGUUCUACAAAGAGUCCGAAGCCAUUCCGCCAGCCCCCAAGCUUCAAGGCGCUAUUCCAAAUGUCGGUAUGCCCUUCGAGUUCGGGAAUGGCGCGCUAGGAGUGGGUACUUCAAGCACACUCCUUCCACCACUUCUUUCGCUUGACGAUGGCUUAUUAGAAGAAAAACUUGUGUCAUCUUUACGGCUGCUUGAUCGGAUAAAAACAGCGUUGAACCAAGACUUUGUCACUGAGAUAGCUGACUCGGCGGUACACACGACUGCUUCCAGUGAAGAGAUCGGUGCAAUCGAAGGUUCACAAUCAAGUUCAGAACCGACACCCGAAACCAUCGCCGCUGAUGGAAACGCUAUUUUCAAACGCAAGUGCGUUAAUGUCGAUGAUUGGGGAGUCAUUGGACUGAACUGUACCGAAGAGGACAUCGUUACGGAGCAGGUCGAGGUCAUUGGUUUCUUGGUAAAUUGGCUCAGCUGCUAUGUCCAUAUACGAAAACAUCAGGAGCAAUUUUACCUAUACCUAAUCAUAUCGGUGGCGGCUGGCGUUCUCCUCUGUCUGACGCUUGUCAUUGGCCGGCUCGCGCUGCAGAAACGGCGCGGUGAACGGAAGAACAGCGGCUCAAGUGCUAGCGGGGUCGCCAAGGCCUUUGCAGAUACUCAAGGUGCCAGCACAGGGGUCGGAAAUGGGGGUGCAAGCAGGUUUCAUCAGGCGGCAACAAGAGAAUCCCACCUGCCAGACUCCUUUGCAGAUGACAUAUCUGACAUCGACGCCGACAUCGACCUAACAGGUCCGAUGCCACUGCCCAGUCUAUCGUCUCGGAACGAGACCUACAUGACAUACGCACCGACGCCCAAGUGCAGCUACGGAGGCCUACCAGGGGCACUCUCGCACCCUACCUCUGGAGCAACCACUGUUCUGAUGGCUCCGCACUCGCAGGCCAGUUACACUACCAUGGGUCAUCCCACAACAAACGGGCCCCUGACAAUGGGUGCUCACUUCCUUGGACCCUCCGGACUGAGCACGGUUUCACCAGCGUACUUGGGAGGUGCUGUCAUGGUGGCUGGACAUCACCACACUCUGCGACGCACGCUGAUACCCACCAGCAUGGGAAUAAUGAGCUCCCCCUCCCCGCCGCCGACUUCGAUGAGUACUGGCCAUCCCCUGCCACUAACAGCCAUGCCCUCAACCUCGAACAGCGGCUGUGGGAUCUACUACGAUAGCACAGUGCCACGCAAUCUGUCGCGUGGCGUGUCUACAGAGAGCAGCGCUCAGUAUUUCUACGGGUGACACUCGCUAAACCGGAAGGCUUCCUUGCCGAUCGCAAUUGCAGUGCGACCCUCUCACAUGGGCUUUAACAUGCUGCCGCUGACGGCAACCAUGGGCUCGCAGGCAAGCUCCAGUGCCGAUGGCCGAGCAAGUCGCUCGGGGACUCCUCCUAACAGCAACAGCAACAAGCCGGGCAUACCAGCCAUCACCGUGACCGACUCGCCAGCGCCAGCGCCAGCCUCUAUGGCUCUGCCGAGCAAAUUGCUCUCCCUGAAAUCUCCCAGGUCCUUUGGGACUAUGCAGCCAAAGCAGGAGUUCGAACAAUCUUCCAAAUCGACCAACAAUAUUGAGGGUGGUCUGCAAAUUUGCGCCUCCGGGCGCAGUCAGUGCUUCUAGGAACCAAUUUCAGUGGCUGUACAGUGACGUCCAUUGGGCAAGCAUCUACUCUAUUUGUAAAUAUUGACAGACUUGUUUACUCUUAAGUAAUUAGACCUUUGUGUAAGAGACUAGGUGCCAGAGAUUUUAAAUGAUAACUGCUGUUCAGAGGCUUAUCCGUUGACAACCGUUAACAACAAAAACUAACACGAUGCAGAACUAAGUAGUCCCAAAUGAAAGGAUUUAUAUCACUGUAUUACGUAUUA